Messenger RNA from Diaporthe citri, 564 nucleotides. RefSeq lists its product as uncharacterized. The transcript is spliced from 3 exons. The record is from RefSeq and is a predicted model, not a curated record. NCBI's taxonomy places the organism in Eukaryota, Fungi, Ascomycota, Sordariomycetes, Diaporthales, Diaporthaceae. The coding region runs from base 1 to 564 and encodes 187 amino acids. Gene Ontology annotation, molecular function: zinc ion binding; carbonate dehydratase activity.
AUGUCUUCCUCCUACCCGGGUAACAUCCCCAAGUGGCUCGAGGGCAACAAAACCUUCGCCACUGAAGUGUUCCCCUCCCUGCCCCAGCCAUGGCACAUGGAUCAGCGCCGGGUGCUGGCCAAAGAAAGCGGCAAGACAACCCUAGUCCUGACCUGCCUCGACCCCCGGUGUGUCCCGGAGACCUUCUUCGGCCCCGAAUUCGACGGCCCGGUGUUUCGGAAUGCCGGAGGCCGCGCCACGGACGACGCGAUCCGCAGCUUUACCCUAUUGCGCGGUCUGGCUGGCCUCAAGAAUGUCGCUGUCAUCCACCACACGGAUUGUGGCGCCAUGCACGCGACGAAGAAGGAGAUUGUCGACACCGUAGCGCCGGAAGGCCCGGAGGCGAAGCGCGCGGCCGAGGAGAUCGACUACGGGCUGUUCUCGCCCGACGAGCUAGAGGAGUCCAUUAGGGACGAUGUCCGCCUGCUGAGAAGCGCAAAGCCACUCGCUGGUGUGAACGUUCUUGGGUUCAAGCUGGAUACUUUCACCGGGAAGAUCGAGCCGGUCGAGGUUGAGACGUGCUGA